This is a messenger RNA of Ascochyta rabiei, 876 nucleotides long. RefSeq lists its product as uncharacterized. Gene Ontology annotation, cellular component: cytosol; nucleus. The record is from RefSeq and is a predicted model, not a curated record. The coding region runs from base 1 to 876 and encodes 291 amino acids. The transcript has 2 exons. Lineage: Eukaryota; Fungi; Ascomycota; Dothideomycetes; Pleosporales; Didymellaceae.
AUGGCGCAGACCCUCCACAUAGCCGUCUUCAACACCGACAUCCCCGUCCCCAACGUCUCCACAGAACGCGCCUCCAGCUACGGGCAAAUCUUCCACGAACUACUCACAGCAGCCGCAAAGCACAGUUCACCGGACACCACAAUUCAGUCUACAGAGUACGACUCACGAAAGGGAGAGUAUCCAGCGUCGCUCGACGAUGUGGAUUUGAUUCUCAUCACCGGCUCCAUCAACUCGGCCUACGACGACAUUCCCUGGGUGCACCGACUCGAGCAGUACAUCAUCGAUGCGUACCGGGACUCACCGUGGGUGAAGUGGUUGGGCAGCUGUUUUGGACAUCAGUUGAUAUGCCAGGCGCUGCUCAAGCAGUACGGUGUACGCGUCGAUGCGGAUGAGCGGGGGUGGGAGCUGGGCGUCAAGACAAUGACCAUGGACUCGAAAUUCAGGAACGACUUCGCAAAGUGCCCAACGAGUGCUGGAGGGCGGGGGAUGCAGGUGCCGGAGAAGCUGAGGUUGCAGUUUGUGCACGGCGAUUUCGUCGUGGUUCCUGAUCUCGAGAAGCUGCCGCGUUCGUGGUCGGUUAUUGGCAGUACUCCGUGGUGUGCUAACCAGGGGAUGUAUCAGACUGGGAGAAUCCUCACGUUCCAGGGGCACUUUGAAUUUGACAGAUUCGUGAAUAGCGAGACCAUUAAAACGUUCUUUGCGACAAAGACCCCAGAGUGGUUGGAGGAGAGCCUAAAGGCGGCGAAUGCGGAUGACGACGCGGGAACGGCAGCGGAGAUGGUGCUGCAAUUUAUGAUGCAGGAAACGCCGACUGAGCACGGCAAGACAUAUGACACGAUUGGUGGGCUGGCAACGCCUCCUGAAGAAGAAGUAUGA